Messenger RNA from Trichomonas vaginalis G3, 747 nucleotides. RefSeq names its product myotrophin family. The record is from RefSeq and is a predicted model, not a curated record. The transcript has a single exon. Gene Ontology annotation, molecular function: protein binding. NCBI's taxonomy places the organism in Eukaryota, Parabasalia, Trichomonadida, Trichomonadidae. Bases 1 to 747 code for a protein of 248 amino acids. Gene Ontology annotation, cellular component: cytoplasm; nucleus.
AUGAAUGAUAGUAGAGAUAUAAUCGAACCUCUUCUUUCGCAUGGCACGAAUAUCAAUGAAAAAACUAAAUUUGGAGAAACAGCUCUUCAUAUUGCAGUGGAACGUGGCUAUAAAGAAUUUGCCGAAUCUCUUCUUUCACAUGGCACGAAUAUCAACGAAAAAAAUUAUAAGGGACAAACUGCUCUGCAUAUUGCAACACGAAAUAAUAGAUUUGAUAUUGCUGAACUUCUUAUUUCACAUGGUGCAAAUAUCUAUGAAAAAGAUGAUAAAGGACACACUGCUCUUCAUUAUGCUUCAGCAAAUAAUAGCAUGGAAACAGUCAAACUUCUUAUUUCACAAGGUAUGGAUGUCAAUGAAACAGAUAAAUGUGGAAUGACUGCUCUUCAUCACACAACAUAUGGGAACUGUAAAGAGAUAGCCGAAUUUCUUAUUUCACAAGGUAUUACUAUCAAUAAAAAAGAUGAUACUGGAGAAACAGCUCUUCAUUCAGCAGUAAGGAAUAAUAGUAAAGAAAUAGCUGAACUUCUUCUUUCGCAUGGUGUAAAAAUCAACGAAAAAAAUAAAUAUGGAUACACAGCUCUUCAUUUAGCAGCAGAAAAUAAUAGUAAAGAAACAGCUGAACUUCUUACUUCGCAUGGUGCAGAUAUCAACAAAAGAAAUGAAUUUGGAGACACCCCUCUUCGUGCAGCAUCCAAAAAACAUUGUAACGAAACAGUCAAACUCCUCAAAUCAUAUGGAGCAAAAUGA